UACACAGACGUAAGUAAAUUUAAAAGUACCUACUAUGUUAACGUCUGGCGGUUGGACCACUACCACUUACAACUUCGCUACUAUGUCGCACGUAAAAAAUAUCUCUCUGUCCAAUAUAAUUGAUUUGAACUGUUGAACUAUUCAUUUUUUUCGACGUUGAAGAAAACAAACACGUUACUUGAACAACACUCUGGUUGUAGUGAAAUCAUAGAAAAUGAAGUGUCAACUCAAAAUCACAGGUUUUACCAAAGAAAUAGCAUACACACUGAUCACACUGACAGUUUACAUUUUAGUUGGAGGCAGUAGAGCUUACUUGGCAUUUUUAUUUCACCAGUUGGAUUUUCCAGAGUCACGUAUAAAAGUAGACGUCGAACAGAAAUCAUGGAUAGCCAGCUCAUUAGGCCUUCUGAGUCCGAUUGGAUGCUUAUGUUCCGGCGCCAUAAUGGAUUUCUGUGGAAGAAAAAUAUUUUUACUCGUUAUGUUCAUUCCAUUGAUCAUUUCUUGGGUAAUCAUCAGUUUUGCAACUAGUUUUGAAAUGCUUUUCGGUGGAAUGUUCCUUCAAGGAUUUGGUUUGGGUAUGUCAUUUUGCGUAUCCACCUACAUAUCGGAAAUCAGCACACCAAAAAACAGAGGUGCUUUACUAGGUCUGACCGAGGUAGCGUACAAUGUUGGUGUAAUGUUCUGCAGCAUUUUACUCUAUAAUGUUAUGUGGAAUGUAGCAGCCAUCGUAUUUGUUGUAUUAUCAACAAUCUUCAUGUUCUCUACUCUACUAUUACCAGAAUCUCCAGUAUGGUUAUACAGCAAAGGGAAGCAGGAAAAAUCUGUAAAAAUCCUCUGCUCUUUGAGAUGCACAGAAGUGGAAAAUAUCACAGACGAAAUACAAGACAUGGAGAAGAACUGCGCAGAACAAACAAAAACCUCGUUCUGUGAAACAGUAAAAAAUGUCUGCAGAGCUUGGAAACCACUCCUCAUAACAGUAUUGCUAUUCGGUCUGUUGCAACAUACUGGGUAUUCUAUAAUGAUCGCCUACACAAUCAUGAUCUUCGAUCGACUAGAAUUACCUCUGGAAAGUGCUAAAGUUACAAUUUCGUAUUCUGUAGUAGGUUUUAUUGGAAGCGUUGCUACGCCAUUUUUCAUGCAUAAAAUGGGUCGAAAAAGUAUUUUAGGAUUGUCUUCUUUAGGUAUGGGAGCAUGUAUGGUAGUUGUAGCGGUAUACGAGGAGAUAUUUUAUUACCAAAGUGAAAAAUUAUUCGCGUACAUUGUUCCAGUAGCUUUCUAUGUGUAUACUUUGGCGUGCAAUAUUGGGGUUCUUCCGAUAGGGUUCAUCGUUGGUGGAGAACUGUUUCCAAAUGAAGUGAGAGGUACUAUGAAUGGCCUUUAUGGUGUUUUUGCCUAUGUUUAUUGGGCAAUCACGUUAAAAUUGUAUCCAAAAUUCAUGUACACUUUUGGCAUCAAAGCUGUCAUUUGGGCAUUUGCUGCAUCUUGUUUUAUGGUUACGUUAUUCGCAGCGUUUAUUUUACCAGAGACUCAGGGUAAAACUCUGAAUGAGGUGCAAGAACAAUAUUUCAAAAAAAAGAAGAAACAGUCGACAACGACGAUGGAAAAACAGCUUGAAUAGUAGAUGUAAUAAUAUAGGAUCAGAACUUUUGGCAUUUUUAAUAAAGGGUUCAUGAAUUCUUGAAAACCAAAGACCAAAGAAAUUGAGCGGAUGUGAUUUGCAAGGUUUUUUUCCAAGUUAUGUACUUAGGUAGAGCCAUGUGGUUAUUUUCCCUUCUUUUUGUCAUUCACUCAUUCUAGUGCAUUACAACGGAUCACCAUUAUAAGCAUUUGGUAUAAUUAGUAUUUUUUACAACUUUUUUACAUAAAUUAAAUGAUUUUUGAAUAAUUAUUUAA
Messenger RNA from Planococcus citri (citrus mealybug), 1893 nucleotides. RefSeq names its product facilitated trehalose transporter Tret1-like. Gene Ontology annotation, biological process: transmembrane transport. Gene Ontology annotation, molecular function: transmembrane transporter activity. Gene Ontology annotation, cellular component: membrane. The record is from RefSeq and is a predicted model, not a curated record. The transcript has 4 exons. The coding region runs from base 215 to 1618 and encodes 467 amino acids. NCBI's taxonomy places the organism in Eukaryota, Metazoa, Arthropoda, Insecta, Hemiptera, Pseudococcidae.